Molecule: messenger RNA, 1228 nt
Organism: Chanos chanos (milkfish)
Lineage: Eukaryota; Metazoa; Chordata; Actinopteri; Gonorynchiformes; Chanidae
Gene: tbc1d13
Product: TBC1 domain family, member 13
Exons: 12
Coding region: 6-1208 (400 amino acids)
Biological process (GO): intracellular protein transport; activation of GTPase activity
Molecular function (GO): GTPase activator activity
Source: RefSeq, a predicted model, not a curated record
UCAACAUGUCGAGUUCGUACAGAAGCAGGAUUCAGGAAUUCAAGGUAGCCUUGAGUGAGGAAAAGAUUGACCUGAAAACACUUCGCGAGCUUUGCUUUAGUGGUAUCCCUUUUGAAGGAGGCAUUCGUGCAUUGUGUUGGAAGAUUCUGUUGAAUUACCUGCCCCUGGAUCAGUCACUAUGGGACUCUUUUCUGAAAAAACAGAGAGAGCUGUACGCACAGUUCCUGAGGGAAAUGAUCAUUCAGCCAGGCAUUGCCAAAGCUAACCUUGGUCUCUCCAGAGAGGACGUCACACUGGAGGAUCAUCCUCUCAACCCAAACCCAGACAGUAGAUGGAACACUUAUUUUAAAGAUAACGAGGUUCUCCUGCAGAUUGAUAAAGAUGUCAGACGCCUGUAUCCAGACAUGGCCUUCUUCCAGAGAGCCACAGAGUACCCCUGCCAUCUGAUCCUGGACCCCCAAAACGAAUACGAGACCCUUAGGAGACGAGUGGAACAAACGACACUCAAAGCCCAGACGGUUGACCGCAACCGCAGUGGUGUCACCAAUGUGAGUUCACCAGGGAAAGCGUUGAACCUUUACCCCUCAAAUGAGUACGAGGUCUUGCCCAAUGGCUGUGAAGCCCACUGGGAGGUUGUGGAGCGUAUAUUGUUUAUCUAUGCCAAGCUCAACCCAGGCAUCGCCUAUGUGCAGGGCAUGAACGAGAUUGUGGGACCUAUCUACUACACGUUUGCCACAGACCCCAACAACCAGUGGAAAGAGCACGCGGAGGCCGACACGUUUUUCUGCUUCACCAACCUAAUGGCUGAGAACCGAGACAACUUCAUCAAGAGCCUGGAUGACUCUCAGUGCGGCAUCACCUAUAAGAUGGAGAGUGUGUUUUCUAUGCUCAAAGAGAAGGAUAUGGAGCUUUACCUCAAGCUGCAAGAACAGAACAUUAAGCCUCAGUAUUUUACUUUUCGAUGGCUGACCUUACUGCUGUCCCAGGAGUUCCUCCUGCCGGAUGUUAUCCGAAUCUGGGACACGCUCUUCUCCGAUCAGGACCGCUUUGACUUCCUCAUUCUAGUCUGCUGUGCUAUGCUGAUACUGAUACGGGAACAGUUAUUGGCAGGAGACUUCACAGUGAACAUGAGAUUACUGCAGGAUUAUCCUAUAUCUGAUGUCCACACCAUUCUCACCAAGGCCAAGGAGCUGCAGGAUGGAUCGUAGCCAGCUGCCCUGGCCGCCCC